AUGGCGCAACAUUCUACGUACACGAUGGCUGGUUUAUUGGCGGCCGGCGGUGUCUUUGGUUACUUCAAGACUAAGAGCAUCCCUUCAUUGGUGGCAGGUGUGACGCUGGGUGCGGGUUUCGGUGUAGCAGGAUACCUACUGCAGAAGGGCGAGAUGGCUCAGGGUCAUGGCAUGGCGCUACUCAUGUCUACGAUAACUAUGGGUGCAAUGGGCCUGCGUGCUGUGCGCAACAAGAAGCCGCUACCAAUGGCAAUUGUAUCACUUGGAGCGGUAUCGGGUGCGUAUCACGCGCAUCGUUUCACUGAGUGGACCGACCAAGAGUAA
This is a messenger RNA of Peronospora farinosa, 324 nucleotides long. The record is from the annotation of a GenBank genome assembly. Lineage: Eukaryota; Oomycota; Peronosporomycetes; Peronosporales; Peronosporaceae.